AGGUAAACAAAUUUCAUGCAAAGUUGUGAAGUACACUCUUCUUGUUAAGACACUCAGCGUAGUAAAAGACACGGGAAUGGUUCCGCCUCUCAGUACUGCCUCGCAAUAAUAGCCCGUGUUAUCUUCAUCGGCCAUGUCCAAGGUGGAGGCUCUGGAGACCUUGAAGGCCCAUUUUGGCCAUGAAAGCUUUCGCUCAUCUGAUCAGGAGAAGGCUGUUCUGGCCGUGCUCGCCGGUCAGAAGGACGUGUUUGUGUCCAUGCCUACAGGAUCGGGUAAAUCGCUCAUCUAUCAACUCCCGGCCGUCAUGGCGGGUCCCAAGAAAGUCUCCAUCGUGGUGUCGCCUCUUAUCGCUCUGAUCAAGGAUCAGAUGGAACACUUGGCCAAGAACAAGAUCCAAGCCGAGACCAUCAAUUCCAAGAUGGGCGAGAAAGAUCGGAAGCGCGUUUUGGCAGAUCUGUCCUGCAAAGCGCCCAACACGCAAUUGCUUUAUGUCACGCCAGAACAAUGUGCCACGGGCACGUUCAAGGGUGUGUUAGAGCGAUUGGUCAAGUAUGACAAGUUGGCCUAUUUCGUGAUUGAUGAGGCGCAUUGCGUGUCCCAAUGGGGACAUGAUUUCCGACCGGAUUACUUGAAAUUAGGCUUGCUUAAGAGUCAAACCGGAAAACAAUGUCCGUGGAUCGCUUUGACUGCUACGGCCUCCACCACUGUGGUGGAAGAUAUCUUGAAGCAACUCAAACUGAAACGUGUCCAGAAGUUCAAGAUCCCGUGUUUCAGGCAGAACCUUUACUACGACGUCCGGUUUCGUGACGCCAUUGACGACGAGUUUGAGGAUCUGAAAGGAUUUGUGCUCGAAAGUCUAGGGUCUAAAUGGAAUGAGAAUCGAACCGUACGGAGUGGAUGCGGAAUAAUCUAUUGCCGAACCCGUGAUGGCACCGAGGAGCUAGCUCAUCAAUUGCAGCGUCGGGGCGUGCCUUGUCAAGCGUAUCACGCCGGAUUGAAAGACAAGGAGCGCAACGGAGUGCAAGAAGAUUGGAUGAGCGGCAAGAUGCCCAUCAUCACCGCCACAAUAUCGUUUGGUAUGGGGGUGGACAAAGCCUCGGUUCGGUUUGUGGUUCAUUGGUGCGCUCCCCAGAGUGUGGCGGGCUACUAUCAGGAAUCGGGUCGCGCGGGUCGGGACGGGUUGCCCUCGUUUUGUCGGAUAUACUACUCUCGUCGAGAGCGGGACACCGUGUCUUUCUUGAUGAAGCAAGACUUGGGCAAGGCCAAAACCGAACGCAAGAAGGAGCAAGUCAAGGUGUCCAUCAAGAGCUUUCACACCAUGGUCAAGUAUUGUGAAGGAACGAGCUGUCGACACGCAGUCUUCAGUCAAUUCUUUGGCGAUGAUCCUCCUGUUUGUCAGAAACGUUGCGAUGUAUGCUCAAAUAUCAAGCAGGUCGAGAAAAACGUCGAGGGAUUCUCUAACGCCUCCCUUAGAGGAUCCGAAUAUCGAAGUCGACCCAUGAUGAUCACGGGAGAGCCCGAUGACAGCCUCUAUGAAGGUGGCAAGAAGGGUUCGAAGAGGAGUUUUGAAGAUUAUGACGGUGAGGAGGAUGAUUUUGAUCCCAAAGCUGCGGAAGCUCGUGCCAGAAAGGAACGGGAGACGAUGAUUAAAAAAGAGUUUCAGGCCAGAAAGUCCAAGAAGAGCCGGAAGGAGCUGGUUGACUUAGAGCGGAAUCGUACCAAGGAAGAGGAGGAAGCAGCCAAGUAUGCCAAGGUCAAAGCAGCCGAGUUCACGGCCAAGAAAAUUGCCGGCCUCGAGAUCAAGGCCAGAGAGAGUUACCUGAACCUCUUGGAGACAAAUCUACGGGCGAAUUACGAUCAAUUCGGCAAGUUUGCUUCAUCCGAUGAAGUCUCAGCCAAGCCUCUAACCUUGACGGAUAUCAGCCAAUGUGCCAUUCAAGCCGAAUAUGAUAUCUUCAGCAAGAACAAAGUCAUCACCAUGUAUCGCAGAGGCAUGGCUUUCCUCAUGGCCGAGGUCAAGAAAGAAACAGAUUCGUGGAAGCUACAUAAAUGCUUGUCCCAAUUUGAUCCCUCCCAAGCAUCCUCAGAGGGCCAGAGACUGUCCAAAUUUGCGGAAAAAGUGAGUAACGAAAUGAAAACCAACGGCUCUGAGAUGCCCAAUGGCGUUUUUCAGUCAGCUCUGAGUUUGAGUAGAGAAAAUGACUCCAAAUCAAAGCCCAACCAAAACCAGUCAAAGGAGGCCAUGGUUUUCAAAUCGUUCUUCACCAAUAACCAAAGUUCGACUCCGAGUGGAAGUAACGGCGUGUCAAGUUAUGAGGGACCCUUACCCGGAGGGUCGAUAUCCCGACAGGAUUCCACAGACUCCAGUACGAAAUCAUACAGCAAGAAAACUCAACAUGUGCUCAAGACUUUGGGCUUUGGCGGAAGUGAUGAGGAAGAAGAUCCAUCGGGAGUCUCAGUUGAGGAGCCCACUGGGCUCAAUUUCUAUCGGGAUACCACCUCGUCCACAGCGCAUCCGGUCAGUCCUUCUGAUGCCUCGUCCUCGUCGCCGGAGAUUUCCCACCUCGAAGAUAAAGAUACUCUCACGCCCAACAACAAUGAAACGAACGAGUCUUCCCCUCACUCAGACACCAAAGAAGACUUGAAGGAGGUGGAUCCAGAGAUUGAAGAGUAUCAAAACAAGCUAGAAGAAAUCUUACCCCCUCCCGAUGAGGGAAACAGAGGUCUGACUUGGUCCAACUGGAAUGGAUACACUCCUGAAAAGGCCUCAAAGCUAGAAGACACCAUAACCAAGAUGCAGCGACAGAUGGCCGAAGACAAUGAUGCCAUGGAGUAUGAGAUGAAACUGAAGCGAAAAGAGGCCCUUGAUGAUGGCAGAGAACAGAUACCUGAACCAAACAAGGAGACUGUUCAAGCCGAAAAGGGCAAGCGGAAAGAAUCCCCGAAGAAGAUCAAGGUGCGUGUUGAGACCACACGUUCAAAGCGACCUCCCAAAUCCCAUAUCCCCCAUAUUGACCGAGCACCCAAAAAGCCGAAAAUCUCGGAAAGAGACCCAACUCAUCAGAGCAAGAUCGAGAAGCGACUCAAAAUCAAAACGGCAGACAGUGUGGUGAAGUUGUUGGUGCCCUAUUUCAAGCAAGGCAAGAUUGCUUCGAAGGAAGUGUUCAAGUAUUUCGCUCGAGAGUUCACCCAUGUGAUAUUAGAAGUGACCAAAGAGCCCUCGUCCGAGAUUCUGACCAAGUAUGUGCAAAAAUUCUUUAAAUCAAAUCGUGAUGCCAUUAUUCUCACCGAAAACGAGGCCAAGCUAAAGAUCACAAAAUUUCACGACCACGUCAGGUUAUCCUGAAAGCUCAUCGUCCAUGAUGUGUAGUGUAUUUCGAUUUUAUAAGCAAAAAUAAAUAAUAUCUCCCA
This is a messenger RNA of Tigriopus californicus, 3411 nucleotides long. RefSeq names its product ATP-dependent DNA helicase Q5-like. Gene Ontology annotation, molecular function: nucleic acid binding; 3'-5' DNA helicase activity; four-way junction helicase activity. Bases 134 to 3346 code for a protein of 1070 amino acids. The transcript has 4 exons. Gene Ontology annotation, biological process: double-strand break repair via homologous recombination. Gene Ontology annotation, cellular component: chromosome; cytoplasm. NCBI's taxonomy places the organism in Eukaryota, Metazoa, Arthropoda, Copepoda, Harpacticoida, Harpacticidae. The record is from RefSeq and is a predicted model, not a curated record.